AAAUCGACAUGCGUAGUUGCGAACGGAGUGGCGGAAGAGGGCUGUUCGAAAGCGAGGAAAGGGAGGACGAAGUAUCAAAGCAAGGGAUGUCGACAGCAUAGCUAGAGAUUCCUGGCACCAUGGCCAUGAAUAAAACCGCGAUGACUCAAUCCAGUCCCUCCCAAUUUCACCCACGUUUCCAUCGCACUUUCUUACUAGCUUCCAGUCUCUGUCUGGUUUCUGGGAUGGCCUGAGAGGUCCCAGCUUCUUGUUCCAGUGUUUUUUUCUCCUAUUCCAGUGAAGUAGCCUCGUGUGAUCGGUGUCUAGUAUUUUAGGUCUAUCCUCUUCGUUUCUGCUCGUGUUCUAUAUGUUGCGAUUCUAAGGGUUUACUCCAGGUAGUAAGCAGCAAGGAGCUGUGUGUCUUCAGUGCCGUUGGGCCUCGUAGCACGGAAAUUUUGUCGGUUUUUGUUUCUUUUCCUCGUUUGGAUUAGACCGUCGAGAGAUGGCGCAACGUACAGAAGAAUCGAAAGGAAAGCUCUCGUUUGCAACCCAGGGAGGGCAGGGAGAAGGCAGCUACAGUAAAUCCAAUUCUGCAGCCAGCAAAACUUUGAGCGCUUGCAUUGUGCCGUCCCUCGAGGAAUUUCUCUUGCACCAUUUCUCGCCGCCCCAAGGCGCCGGGCCAAUUUACUACGCGGAUUUUGGAUGUGCCGUGGGCGCUAACACGAUCGGCCUCGCUAAGUUUGUGACGGAGACGUUGAAGUCUAGGCCAGAGAUAUCUGAAAGAGACUUCUUGUGUUAUUUUGCUGAUCUGCCAACCAACGACUUCAACACUUUGUUUAACCAGUUCCCACCAUUGGCAAGUCGAGAUGGUGGCAAUGGAAAUGUGGAGGAGAGGACAUGGUUUGCAGCAGGUGUUCCAGGCAAUCAAUUCAACCGAAUGUUUCCACGGUCAAGCUUGCACGUCGCUAUAACAACGCUUACGCUGCAUUACUUACCGGAGAUCCCUAAAUCGAUCACAGACGAGUCUUCGCCCACGUUCAAUAGAGGCUGUAUCAGUUCACACGGCGCCAGCCCUGCAGUGGCCGAGGUGUUCGCAGAUACCUCGAGGGAAGGAUUGCGCAAAUUCUUUCAGUGCAGAGCAGAGGAAUUGGCAUCUGGUGGAGUGCUUGCGUUUUACUUCCCCUCGCGACCAGAUCGAGCCCAUCCCGAACGACAGAUGUCUGAAGACAGUAUGCAGUUAGCAUUGUGGAAAGUAGAGACCGCAUGGAGGGAGCUCGUGGCUGAGGGAGUCAUGCCGGAGGAGCUUCUGGACACCUUCAACGUCCCAAAUUGUCAUCCUAGCAAAGAGGAGGUUGAAGAAGUCGUAGAUCAUGAGACCUCCUGUUUCCAUAUCCAGAAACUGGAAUACAUCCACAAGCAUCCGUUCUCGCCCCCGAAUCCUGAGCUGAUUUUGAAAGAUGCACAGUCGUAUGCGAAAUGGUGGACAGGUAUAUUGAGAGGUGGACUUGGGGGCAUGCUUUCUGCACACAUGGCUCCCGAGCUCACCGAAGCCUUGAUGGAACGAUUCAGCAAGCACAUUGAGAAGGAUUACUUGGAGAAGAAACCCCAGUUUCCAAUGAUUAUGAAUAUUUGCAUGGGCAUUCUUAUCAGAAAGUGAAGAGCUUUAUCGGACACAAGAUGGCAGGCAGUUCUUCGAAAGGCUCAUGGUUCCGCUUCAGCCGAUUAGUGAAACCUGGAGCAGCUGGGUGUUAGAAAUGUGCAGUAUACAAAUACUCAUACAAUACAAGUCAAUCUAAAGACAUUGUUUUCACAGGGUAUUUUGGUUUAAAAUAAUAUAUAGAUGAAAACAUCAUACCUGGAUUUCUGUAUUCCAUACAGGAAAACAUUGAUCCUGCAGACAAAGUAUUUGAUGCAUCCAACAAGAAAUUUCAAACUGUUUAUAAUCUAAUAAUUAUUGUGAGCGUAUUAAAAUUGCUCACAAAGUGGACAUGAA
This is a messenger RNA of Physcomitrium patens, 1972 nucleotides long. RefSeq names its product gibberellic acid methyltransferase 2. Gene Ontology annotation, molecular function: methyltransferase activity. The record is from RefSeq and is a predicted model, not a curated record. Lineage: Eukaryota; Viridiplantae; Streptophyta; Bryopsida; Funariales; Funariaceae.